Messenger RNA from Mucor velutinosus, 288 nucleotides. RefSeq lists its product as uncharacterized. The transcript has a single exon. The record is from RefSeq and is a predicted model, not a curated record. The coding region runs from base 1 to 288 and encodes 95 amino acids. Lineage: Eukaryota; Fungi; Mucoromycota; Mucoromycetes; Mucorales; Mucoraceae.
AUGAGCCAACUACCCACAUCAAGCGCAGAUUAUCCACCACCUUACAACAAUGCAAAACAAAAGUCAACCUACUCGCAAUUAGUUGAUAAAUUGAUUGAUACAACUACCUCCAAGUUGGGUUAUCACUCAACCAGUCGAUCAGUAGAUAGAAAAAGUUUAUCACAAGGUGUUAAGCUAGUAGAGAUUGCAGUAGAUGAAUUCGAGACCGGGAAUGAGGCCAUUGGAUUAGAUGUCUACCUUGCUGGGUUGGAUAAGAUUAUCAUGGCAUUACCAAGUAAGAUACAGUAG